Aspergillus affinis is the source of this 927-nucleotide messenger RNA. RefSeq names its product NAD(P)-binding protein. The record is from RefSeq and is a predicted model, not a curated record. Bases 1 to 927 code for a protein of 308 amino acids. Lineage: Eukaryota; Fungi; Ascomycota; Eurotiomycetes; Eurotiales; Aspergillaceae. The transcript has a single exon.
AUGAGCGUCCUCGUCACCGGAGCCACAGGCAAACAAGGCGGCGCUACAGCGCGACACCUAUUCGCGCGCGGAAUCGAAGUACACGCACUGGUCCGCACGCCCAGCAGCGCCGCGGCACUCGAGCUCCAACGGCUCGGCGCGACGCUCAUCAAAGGCUCCUUCGACGACCUGGAGUCACUGCACCGCGCGUGCGAGAACAAAACAACCGUAUUCCUGAACGUCUCGCCGUCCUUCCGCAACGACGGCGCCGAAGUCCUACAAGCAACGAACGUCAUCCACGCCGCCCGCGCCGCCGGCACCGUCACCACCCUCGUCUACGCCAGCGUAUGCGGUGUCGAGCAGCGCGAAUCCUUCCCUAACUGGACCACCUGGCCGGCCGACAACCUCCUGAAGAACUAUUUUCUCGACAAGGCGGCCAUCGAAGAUCUUGUGCGGUCGUCCGGGUUCACCAACUGGACCAUCCUCCGUCCGCCCGUCUUCAUGACAAACUACCUCGACCCGACAGCGUCGGCGUUCUUCCCCGAGCUGACCGCAUCGCAUGUCUUCCGGGUGGCGUUGGCGGAGGGCAAACGCACCAUGUUGAUCAGUCCAGACGACAUCGGGCGGAUCGCGGCGGCGGUGAUCGCGGAGCCGGGACGGUUCCGGGGUCGGGCGAUUGAUAUCGGGGCAGAGGCGUUGACGGCGGAGGAGGUGGCGGGGGCGCUGGCGGAGGUCAGUGGGAGGGAGAUUCGAGUGGAGCGGAUUCCCGAGGGGGAGGCGACGGAGCUGGCGAAGACGAAUGUGCAGAUUGAUAUACAGCUGUGGUUUUGGGAGCGACAGACGCUGUUUGAUCCGAAGGAGUUGGAGGCGGAGUUGGGGUUGAAGUUGACUGGUUUUCGGGAGUUUUUGCGCGCGAAUGAGGGCUUGGUGAGAGAGAUGCUGGGGUGA